Molecule: messenger RNA, 1275 nt
Organism: Clarias gariepinus (North African catfish)
Lineage: Eukaryota; Metazoa; Chordata; Actinopteri; Siluriformes; Clariidae
Product: GTPase IMAP family member 7-like
Exons: 3
Coding region: 1-1275 (424 amino acids)
Molecular function (GO): GTP binding
Source: RefSeq, a predicted model, not a curated record
AUGGAGAGAGACAAACAGCUUCAGGAGAAAGACAGACUUCUAGAGGAGAAAACAAAGCAGCUGCAGGAACAGACAGAUCCAGAAUCAUCAGCCUCCAUCAGGAAAAGAAAGAGCAAGGAGAUACCUCUAAUAGUGAGUGGAGAAUCGUCUAGUCCACAUGCUCCAGUGUCGGUUCCUGUAGCAGAACUGAGGCUGGUGCUGCUGGGGAGGACGGGGUCUGGGAAGAGUGCAGCAGGAAACACCAUCCUGAGCAGAUUGGGGAGGAACCAGGCUGCUACAUCUAUAUCCACCCAGCAGAGUGAGAGGACACAGGGGAAGGUGGCUGGGAGGAAGGUGACUGUGGUGGACACUCCUGACUGGUUCUCUCCUGGACUCUCUCUCUCUCUAGAGAAGCUGAGACAUGAUGUGGGACUCUGUGUGCAUCUGUCUGCUCCAGGACCCCACGCGUUCCUCCUGGUCAUACCUGUAAAGCAGCCUAUAGGAGAGGAGAGAGGGUUGCUGGAGAUAAUGGAAAAGAUUUUUGGAGAGAGAUGUUGGAGAAACACCAUGAUCAUAUUCAGUGUUACUGAUGAACUUCAGAAAACGAACAUUGAGGAGUUUAUACAAUCAGGAAACCUGGAGGUCAAGAGACUAGUGGAGAAAUGUGGGGACAGGUUUCACUGUCUCAAUGUUAAGGAGAGUGGAGAUGGUUCUCAGGUCUCAGAGCUGCUGGAAAAGAUGGAGAAGAUGGUGGAAGGAAGCAGAGAGAAAUUCUACAGCAGUGAGAUCUACCUCGAGACAGAAUCUCAGAUUAGAGCGAUAGAGACUAAAAUCCUGAAGGAAAGAGAAGAGAAAAGGAUAAAAGAGGAGAUGGACGUGAAGGAAAAAAUAGAUAAGGAGGUGCAGGACUCUCUGAGAAAAAUGGAAGAAAUAAUCCAGGAGCAUGAAGGAGACAUCAGACAACUGAAUGACCGAACAACUGAACUGGAGACAAAGAUGAAAGAAGAGAGAGAUGAAGAAAAAAAGAGAGAACUUGAGAGGGAGUUAAAACGAGAGAGAAACAUUUUGGCCUCAAAAUCAAAGAUGCAGGAAGAGUUCAGCAGACAGAUGGAGGAGAAGAACAGAGAGCUGGAGACUCUUAAACAGAAACUUUCAGAGCUCACAGAGGCUCAGAGUCUACGUAAAGAGGUUUAUGGGAAUGCUGUGAGCAGCUCAGAGUCAGAAAAAGUAGCUGUAACAGGAGGGGCAUCAAAGGGAAUCUUUCAGACAUUGACCGACUAUUUUGUCACUGGAUAA